AUGUAAUAAAAACAGUAAUGAAUUCACCUCCUCUCUCUCUCGGUACCUUAUUGAUAGCAUGCUUCGUUGUCUGCCAUUACCAAUGUCAGGCAGCAGACACGGAUAAUCUCCAUGAUACUUGCCCAACAGAUACAACCCAAAAGACCGUCUUUAUCAAUGGCUUUCCAUGCAAGAAUCCAGGCAGUGUUUCGGCUUCUGAUUUUAAAUCCUCCCUGUUGAAUGACAAGGGUGAUACAGACGAUAUUUUUCGUUCCAGCACGACUCUGGUCACAGCUGCGGAAUAUCCAGGGCUCAACACUCUCAGCUUGUCAGUUGCGAGGACUGACUUAGAAGUGGAUGGCCUGGUAAUGCCACAUGCUCAUCCGAGGGCUUCUGAGAUGCUCUUCGUUAGUACAGGUGUGGUGAUUGCAGGAUUUUUUGAUACCAAUAAUGUCAUGUUCCGGAAAGUUCUUAGAGAAGGGGAUGUAUUCGUCUUCCCAAGAGGUCUUCUGCAUUAUUGCUUGAACAAUGGGUUUGAGGAUGCCACCGUUUUCUCGGUGCUGAAUAGCCAGAAUCCUGGGCUUGCAAGUAUUCCUGGUGCCGUCUUUGCACCUGAUGAUUCAGAAUCUAUGGAGAAAUUGAAACAGAGAUUAAUCUCCGUGUCAAGAUUGGACUAUGAGCGGCUCGAAAACACGACUUUCUUCUAGUGAACUUCGUAUUACAGCUUAGAAAAUGAUGUAUUUUUCUUGUAGAUGUGGAAAAAUCAAUUCCUUUUACCUUUCUUUGAGAAUUAUAGUAUGCAGUUGCUGGAUGUGAAUUUUGAUGUACAAAGAUGUCAGCAGAGUUCAAAAAAGUGC
Messenger RNA from Coffea eugenioides, 836 nucleotides. RefSeq names its product germin-like protein subfamily 3 member 4. Gene Ontology annotation, molecular function: manganese ion binding. Bases 18 to 686 code for a protein of 222 amino acids. Gene Ontology annotation, cellular component: cell wall. The transcript has a single exon. Lineage: Eukaryota; Viridiplantae; Streptophyta; Magnoliopsida; Gentianales; Rubiaceae. The record is from RefSeq and is a predicted model, not a curated record.